AUGCAGCACGCGGAGGAGAAGCAGGCCUCUUCGAGCUCCCCUCAACGUCGCCGCCGAGCGAGACCCCCACACACGGAAGGCUCGGAGGCGAGGUUGCUGGAGAAGCUGGUGCCGUACGCGAAACAGCUUGGUGCUGGGCUGCCUCGUCGUGUUCGCGGGCUCCGCCACCUCAACCCGAACCGAUCAUUGUCUGUGCCUCAGGGUUUCAGGAAAAUUGAUCCAGACAGGUGGGAAUUCGCCAACGAAGGCUUUCGGGGAGGGAAGAAGCACUUGCUCAAGAACAUCAAGAGAAGAGGUAGAAUCACCAAAAAAAAACAAGGACCCACAAUUCCCGAGGAUAUUCAAACAACGGAGAUGGAUUUUCAAAGAACAGAGGUGGAAUCCGAAAUUCGGACACUCAAGGAAGAUCAGGAGACACUGAAGUCGGAAAUUCUCGAACUGAGGCAACAACAGGAGUGUUCGCAGAGUGAAAUCGGUGCUGUUGAAGAACGGAUUCGAUGCGCGGAGUGCCGGCAACAGCAGAUGUUCCUCUUCCUGGCCAAAGCAGUGAGGAACCCCCAUUUUGUGGAGCGGCUGGUUCAGAAAAGGAAGCCAAACAGAGAGAUUCAAGCGGGCAAAUUCAUCAAGAAAAGGAGGCUCCUCACGUCCAAGCCGGACCCCAACAGGUGCGACUUUGAAGGGACCAAUGAUGACAAGUCCAGUGCUUGUGGAGAUGGCCAGAAAGGGAUUUUAAUGUUUAACAAUGUGAUGCUGCACGAGGAUGCGUCCACAAUCUAUGAUGCAGUGUUAGAGAAGCUGCUCGAUGACAGUGGCCUGAUCGCCAAAGGAGAGAUUGGCGAAGAACUUGCUGUCACAGUAACAUAUACAUGGAACUGGAGUACCUGA
Messenger RNA from Eucalyptus grandis, 885 nucleotides. Its product is annotated as heat stress transcription factor A-2b-like. The record is from RefSeq and is a predicted model, not a curated record. Gene Ontology annotation, biological process: regulation of transcription by RNA polymerase II. The coding region runs from base 1 to 885 and encodes 294 amino acids. Gene Ontology annotation, molecular function: RNA polymerase II cis-regulatory region sequence-specific DNA binding; DNA-binding transcription factor activity. The transcript is spliced from 3 exons. Gene Ontology annotation, cellular component: nucleus. Lineage: Eukaryota; Viridiplantae; Streptophyta; Magnoliopsida; Myrtales; Myrtaceae.